UAUUCGGUGAUAAGAAAUUAAAAUCCAAAUUGGGACUAGUAGGAGCAAUCUAGGGUUAGGGUUUAAAAUCGAAUUAGUACAAAGCUUCCAAAUUUGGGGUUGGGAGUGAUUGAUUCUUUGGGGUUUUUCACUAUAAAGCUCUGAACUUUGCGUUGUGUAGUGAAUCGGACGGCUCAGAAGCUCGCUCUGAGGUUUUUUGGUUUCUUAUUGGGCGUGAGAUUGUGAUUCUCUCUCUGGGCUUUAGCGCCCUGAGGCACCGUUGAAAUCCAUGAUCAUCAGCGUCUCAUGGAUCCGUCUACAGUGCCAACCACUCCUCCAGUUGAAGAAGAAGAUGAGUGGGACACUGAUGGAUUCGUGAUUCCAAGCUUGGAAAUAGGAGACUUAGAUCGGAGUAAAACUGAUGUUUCAGAAGUAGAAGCCUCAAAACCUCCUUCUCCAAAGGCCAAAAAAGAAGAGAAUAUCUACCUAGGUCCACACGGAGCACCUCCUUCGCAGUCAAAGCAGCAAGAGCCAAAUUCUGCUGGUCGUAAGCAGCGGUUCAAGCAAAAAUUGAAGGAAGCAGAUGAGAGGACCAGUGGGACAGGUCGGGAGAAUAAGUUAGAGAGUCUCAGAGAACUUGUGGGUGGUGGCAAAGCCACCGGCAACAUGACAAAGGGCUCUACCAGGGAUUGGCUGGACCCACAUUGUCAUGAGUCUCAGUUUGAGAAGUGGAAUCCCCAGUGAGUGGAAUAUUUGAGAGCUUUUUAAACUUGGUACACAGGGUUAUCUUUGGAGACUGAAUUUAUAUAAGGUUAUGUAUUUUGACAAUAAAUUUUCAACUAGGCCUUUGAGAUUUGCGUUUGCUGCAAAAGAUUCUUUCGGUAGCAUUUCCGA
Quercus robur (English oak) is the source of this 873-nucleotide messenger RNA. RefSeq lists its product as uncharacterized. The coding region runs from base 286 to 723 and encodes 145 amino acids. The record is from RefSeq and is a predicted model, not a curated record. Lineage: Eukaryota; Viridiplantae; Streptophyta; Magnoliopsida; Fagales; Fagaceae. The transcript is spliced from 3 exons.